Molecule: messenger RNA, 3145 nt
Organism: Vigna radiata var. radiata (mung bean)
Lineage: Eukaryota; Viridiplantae; Streptophyta; Magnoliopsida; Fabales; Fabaceae
Product: pentatricopeptide repeat-containing protein At3g02330, mitochondrial
Exons: 1
Coding region: 57-2726 (889 amino acids)
Biological process (GO): RNA modification
Molecular function (GO): protein binding; RNA binding
Source: RefSeq, a predicted model, not a curated record
UUUGAAGUGUGAAAAUCCCGCGAACUGAUGGAUUGUACUAUUACACUAGUGAGUAGAUGUUACAGCGUACUGUGUUUUGUGGUUUUGCAAUGCUCAAUGCUUCUCCAUCAAACUCACUCAUCGAAACCCUGCCAUCAUAUGCAUUUUGUACUCUUUCCUCAACCCAAAUGAACCCCAUCAAGAAAUUAACAUUUUCCCAUAUUUUCCAGAAAUGUUCCAAUCUUAAAGCUCUAAAUCCUGGCAAACAAGCUCAUGCCCAGAUGAUUGUAACUGGUUUUGUGCCCAACAUCUAUGUUGCCAACUGCCUAAUUCAAUUCUAUUGUAAAGGUUCCAAUAUGGGAUAUGCAUUCAAUGUGUUUGACAGAAUGCCUGAAAGGGACGUAAUCUCUUGGAAUACUAUGAUAUUUGGAUAUGCUGGAGUAGGGAACAUGGGGUUUGCACAGUCUUUGUUUGACACAAUGCCUGAAAGAGAUGUGGUUUCGUGGAAUUCUUUGCUCUCUUGUUAUUUACAUAAUGGUGCUAAUCGAAAGUCAAUUGAAAUAUUUGUCAAGAUGAGAUCACUGAAAAUCACACAUGACUAUGCUUCAUUUGCUGUUGUUUUAAAAGCUUGUUUAGGUAUUGAAGACUAUGGUUUAGGGCUUCAGGUGCACUGCCUUGCAAUUCAGAUGGGUUUCGUGAAUGAUGUGGUGACAGGUAGUGCUCUAGUAGAUAUGUACUCAAAAUUUAAGAAACUGGAUGAUGCUUUUAAGGUUUUCCUUGAAAUGCCAGUGAGAAAUUUGGUUUGCUGGAGUGCUGUAAUUGCGGGCCAUGUUCAGAACGAGCGGUUUGUUGAGGGGCUAAAACUGUUUAAGGAUUUGCUGAAAGUAGGUAUGGGGGUGAGUCAAUCAACCUAUGCUAGUGUAUUCAGAUCAUGUGCGGGAUUAUCUGCAUUGAAAUUGGGUACACAGAUGCAUGGUCACGCUCUAAAGACUGAUUUUGGAUAUGACUGUAUAGUUGGAACUGCCACAUUGGACAUGUACGCAAAAUGUGGCAGAAUGUCUGAUGCCUGGAAGGUAUUUAACAUGUUGCCUAAUCCUCCUCGGCAAUCUUAUAAUGCCAUUAUUGUUGGAUAUGCUCGGAAAGAACAAGGUUUUAAGGCUUUAGAGAUUUUUCAGUUUUUACAGAGGACGUACCUUGGCUUUGACGACAUUAGUUUGUCUGGUGCUUUGACUGCUUGUUCAGUGAUCAAAGGCCAUUUGGAGGGAAUCCAGCUACAUGGAUUAGCGGUCAAAUGUGGUUUAGAGUUUAAUAUUUGUGUUGCGAAUACAAUUUUAGACAUGUAUGGUAAGUGUGGAGCUCUGAUGGAAGCUUGUUUAAUAUUUGACGAGAUGGAGAGAAGGGAUGCUGUGUCUUGGAAUGCAAUCAUUGCGGCUCAUGAGCAAAAUAAAGAAAUAGAGAAAACACUUUCACUCUUUGUUUCAAUGCAGCGAUCAGCAAUGGAACCUGAUGAUUUUACUUACGGUAGUGUUGUAAAGGCAUGUGCUGGUCAGCAAGCUUUAAACAAUGGUAUGGAGAUCCAUGGAAGAAUUAUUAAGUCGGGUAUGGGGUUAGACUGUUUUGUUGGCAGUGCUCUUGUUGAUAUGUAUAGCAAGUGUGGAAUGCUAAUGGAGGCAGAAAAGAUCCACGACAGACUGGAAGAGCAGACAACUGUUUCCUGGAAUUCGAUCAUCUCAGGAUUCUCAUCACAAAAGCAAAGUGAAAAUGCUCAGAUAUAUUUUUCUCAGAUGCUGGAAAAGGGUGUAAUACCCGACAACUUUACAUAUGCUACAGUUCUUGAUAUCUGUGCUAAUAUGGCCACCGUAGAACUUGGAAAACAGAUUCAUGCUCAAAUUUUAAAGUUACAGUUGCAUUCAGAUGUGUACAUUGCCAGCACACUUGUAGAUAUGUAUUCAAAGUGUGGAAAUAUGCGGGAUUCCAGGCUAAUGUUUGAGAAAGCACCAAAGCGGGAUUUUGUCACUUGGAGUGCCAUGAUUUGUGCAUAUGCAUACCAUGGUCUUGGAGAAGAAGCCAUUAAAUUAUUCGAGGAGAUGCAGCUUUUGGAUGUGAAACCAAAUCAUACAGUUUUUAUUUCAGUCCUCAGAGCUUGUGCACAUAUGGGUUAUGUCGACAGAGGGUUACACUACUUUCAGGAAAUGCUAAGUCACUAUGGUUUAGAUCCCCAUAUGGAGCACUAUUCAUGUAUGGUAGAUCUAUUAGGGAGGUCAGGCCAAGUAAAUGAAGCUUUAAAACUUAUUGAAAGCAUGCCUUUUGAGGCUGAUGAUGUAAUAUGGAGAACUUUGCUCAGUAAUUGCAAGAUGCAAGGGAAUAUAGAAGUUGCAGGAAAAGCAGCUAAUUAUUUAUUGCAGUUAGACCCUCAAGAUUCUUCAGCGUAUGUUCUUUUAUCUAAUGUAUAUGCUAACGCAGGGAUGUGGAGUGAAGUUGCAAAAAUUAGAAGUGUAAUGAAGAACUGCAAGUUAAAGAAGGAACCGGGCUGUAGCUGGAUUGAAAUAAGAGAUGAGGUACACACAUUUCUUGUUGGAGACAAAGCACAUCCAAGAUCUGAAGAGAUAUAUGAGAAAAUUCAUUUGCUUGUGGACGAGAUGAACUGGGCUGGGUAUGUUCCAGAUAUUGAUUUCUUACUUGAUGAGGAGGUAGAAGAACAUGAUCCUUAUGAGAGUCCCAAAGCUACCAUUUGUAGUAUGAGAUAAUAAUGUAGGAAACAUUUCAAAUGAUGAUUACAAUGGCUUACGGGGGCCUCUUAAAGAGCAUCAAGUUAUCCAGCAAUCUGACCACCUCAAAGAUAUAUUCGUCAUUCAUUCAUAGUUCUCAGCUUGUGAUACUCUAUAUCUAAAGAAAUAACAUUUAAUUAGAGUCCUCAGAUGUUCUUCACUUGAUUAAUAAACCAGAUACACAUUGCCAUUGGAUCAUUAUGAACAGAUUCAUGCAACCAUCGAAUGAGUACGAGAUUGGUGGGAAGAUGUAACACGGUAGUCUUUUAAGUGGAGGAAACUUUUUGUACUGAUACUCUGGCUAUACUUUUAACAUGACAGAUCAUGCAGUUUUCUAGCACAGAAAUUUUACGAGUUGCAAGUUGCAAAUAGUACAAGUUCGUAAUUUUUUUCAGUGC